Messenger RNA from Nicrophorus vespilloides, 1126 nucleotides. RefSeq names its product THO complex subunit 6 (gene thoc6). The record is from RefSeq and is a predicted model, not a curated record. Lineage: Eukaryota; Metazoa; Arthropoda; Insecta; Coleoptera; Silphidae. Gene Ontology annotation, cellular component: THO complex; transcription export complex. The coding region runs from base 76 to 1059 and encodes 327 amino acids. The transcript is spliced from 5 exons. Gene Ontology annotation, molecular function: protein binding. Gene Ontology annotation, biological process: mRNA export from nucleus.
UCCUAUAGGAACAGCUUUUAACCUCAAACUUUCGUGUUUACGCUCGAAACGUUCUAUAUCAAACAAUAAUAUUGAAUGAAAACAAUGGCAGACAAAAAUUAUUAUAAUACAAUCUUGAGCCAAGUGUUUUCGCCUUGCGGAAAGUAUUUAAUCGUAGGGGAUAUAUACGGAUAUAUCUCAGUUUUCAAUCUUCAGAAGGUUGUAUGCCCAGAGUCCUCUACGAAUGCGGAGGAUAGAAAAGCCAAGAAUGUGUUCAUGGUUCAAGCAGAUAUACAGAUCAAUUCUUUACUAGCUGCAGAUAAUUUGAUUGUCGGGACUGUUGGUGAGAUUUUGGCUUUCAACUGGCAACACAUUAUAAAUUCGGCAGAUGCUAAAGCAAUCUGGAGGAUAGAGAUACCAAACACUAAAGACAACUUUGAGAAAGUCGAUAUAAAUUGCAUGGUUCAAGCACAAUCUGGAGAUAUUUAUGUGGGAUGUGGUGACAACAGCAUUCGGAUCGUUAACAUUGAGAGUGGAUCAAUUGUGAACACUUUGAAUGGGCAUAAAGAUUAUGUACAUUCCAUUGCUAAUAUAGGUAAUGAAUUGAUAUCAGGAGGUGAAGAUGGUUUAGUUAAUAUGUGGGAUAUUAGGAGUAAAACUCUUGUGCAUAGCAUUGAGCCACACAAGAAUGUUAAAUUGCAAAGGCCAGAAUUGGGUAACUGGAUUGGAGCUGUGGCUUUGAAUGAUGACUGGCUGUUAUGUGGUGGAGGGCCUAGGUUGUCUUUGUGGCACUUUAGGUCUAUGAAUGUGUCCACUGUCUUUCCGUUGGACGACAAGGGAAUACACGUGGCUGAAUUUUUCGAAGACUCGAUUUUGGCUGGAGGUCGUUCCAACUAUUUCUACAAUUUAAAUUUGGAUGGAACUGUAGUGUCUGAAAUUCAGACGUCUUCAGUGAGCAUAUUCAGCGCUAUCCAUCAAGAAGAACCGUACAAAGCGCUCUGUCUGAGCGGGUCCAGUCCGCAUAUCGAUAUAUGCAAUAAUUAUAAUUACAGAGAUCAAAUACUUACAGUUUCUAUAUGAGAAGUACAUUAUUUUACCUGGAUAAUUUACACUUAAGUUUGUAUUAUAAUAUAUGCUUAAUAAAUCA